CCCCGCCCCUCUGUGAUGGCAGGUGAAAGGGGGCGGGGCCUCACCUGUCGCUCAGGUGCAGGCAGGGAAGUACCUGUCGCGCUGCGGAGGGGGUCACGUGGCUCGGGCGGCCCAGGAGGCGGGGCUCCACUCGCCCCAUUCACUAUUGCGGGGAAGUUGCUCCGUCCGGACGCACAGGGACUCAGGACAGCUCUGAUCCAGAAGGGAGUCUUGCAACCGGCAGAGAUUGCACAGCAGUGCUGGGGACUGCGAGACAAAGUGACUCGUCCAAGGCUGCCCAAAAGGUCUGAGGUAAAGCUAAAACUGGAACCAAUAUAUCUGGGGGCCAAGUGCAAGCAACCUCCUUACUUCUUCAUCACCAGGAGGACUUCACCUACUGAGGACCAGGUCAAGACAUUUGGAGGCUGCUGAAGUGCAAAAGGGGGCUAUUGUAGCCAGAAAUACAUACUUUAGGGGUGAAGGAAGAUUUUUGCUCCCCCCGCCCUCCUUGUGGCUGGGAGGCGGGCAA
Molecule: messenger RNA, 508 nt
Organism: Anolis carolinensis (green anole)
Lineage: Eukaryota; Metazoa; Chordata; Lepidosauria; Squamata; Anolidae
Product: crumbs cell polarity complex component 3
Exons: 4
Coding region: 16-411 (131 amino acids)
Source: RefSeq, a predicted model, not a curated record